Messenger RNA from Alternaria postmessia, 1062 nucleotides. RefSeq lists its product as uncharacterized. The transcript is spliced from 5 exons. Lineage: Eukaryota; Fungi; Ascomycota; Dothideomycetes; Pleosporales; Pleosporaceae. The coding region runs from base 1 to 1062 and encodes 353 amino acids. The record is from RefSeq and is a predicted model, not a curated record.
AUGACUUACUACGGCGACAAUGCUCCUGAACUUGCUGCCUCGGUCAUCGCGCUGACAGUAAUCGCGUUCACUCUUUUCGGGUUACGAGUCUAUACGAGACUACACAACAAUGCUUGGGGCUUAGACGACUGGAGCAUGACAGCUGCCACUGUCCCCUUUACCGGCUUGACGAUAGCAUGCAUAGGGGGUGCUUUCAGUGGAGUUGGAGUCCACGACUCCAGACUAAGUGAUCAAGAAAAAGUACAAGGAAUGGAGUUCUUCUUCUUCUUCGAAGUAUUUUACUGCGCGGCUAUCAUCCCAAUUAAGAUGAGCAUCACAUUCAUGCUCAUCCGCAUCGCAUCACGAAGAGUUACCUACAUCUACGCCCUGUGGGUCGUUUCGGCCAUGUUCAUCGUCAUGAACCUGAUUGCGAUGUUGUACAUCAUUUUUCAGUGCACUCCGGUGUCGUGGGCUUGGGAUACUUCGACCCCUGGUGGGAAAUGCAACCCAGCGCAAACACUGGCGGACAUAUACUACGCGACGACUGCGGUCAACAUUGCGACGGAUUGGUUCUGCGCGCUCUUGCCCAUACCGCUGCUUUGGAAUGUACAGUUGAACCGUAAUGCUAAGCUUUCGGUCGGUGUCAUUCUCGGCCUCGGUGCCUUAGCGAGUCUUUCAGCCUGCAUCCGCCUGGUCUAUACUGUAAAUCUCACGAGCUCGACCGAUUACCUCCAUGGUGUAUCGAAGGUGAUCCUGUGGGGUUACGCCGAGAAUGGCGUCGGCAUGAUCGUAGGAUGCGUUGCCACACUUCGCCCUCUCCUCCAGCGCGUACUCAAACUCGGAAGCAGCGGCGGCACCAAUCCUCAACAUACACCUGCAGCAGGCUACGCGAAACGCCCGAUUAUAAAGAGCCGUUUGAGUGGAAGGGAUGAGGAGUGGGUUGCCCUCGAGGAUAAUCAGAUGGUGAACAUGGUGCAUGGGCAAGGCACUACUGGCAGUGAAGAAUACAUAUUGCCUGUGAAAGGAGGAGGUAUCCAAGUUACCAGAAGCGUGGAGCAACGAUCUAGCGCUGUCAAAGAAUAG